CCGCCACAGCCGCUGCUGCCGCAGCAUCGGCAUCGCAGACGCGCUCGGGCGGCGGGUCCGAGGCCGGCGUGCGCGGAGGCUGGGCGGGCAGCCCGAGCGGUGGCCGCAGCGCAGGAUUCUACAUUUGGAGGACAAAUAGAGGAACUUGCAUGGCAGAAAUCAUCGACCUCCAGAGCACCCAAAAGCCUCUGACAUUGCCCCCACUCCCAACUCCCGCCCCAAGCCGCCCACCAGCCCCCUUCCCCUCCGGCCGGAGCCUGAACCGAGCCCGGCUGGCUGUGCUGCGCGGUGCCGCCGGGAAAGAUGGUCGUGGCGCUGCGGUACGUGUGGCCUCUCCUCCUCUGCAGCCCCUGCCUCCUUAUCCAGAUCCCCGAGGAAUAUGAAGGACACCAUGUGAUGGAGCCACCUGUCAUCACGGAACAGUCUCCACGGCGCCUGGUUGUCUUCCCCACAGAUGACAUCAGCCUCAAGUGUGAGGCCAGUGGCAAGCCCGAAGUGCAGUUCCGCUGGACGAGGGAUGGCGUCCACUUCAAACCCAAGGAAGAGCUGGGUGUGACCGUGUACCAGUCGCCCCACUCUGGCUCCUUCACCAUCACGGGCAACAACAGCAACUUUGCCCAGAGGUUCCAGGGCAUCUACCGCUGCUUUGCCAGCAAUAAGCUGGGCACCGCCAUGUCCCAUGAGAUCCGGCUCAUGGCCGAGGGUGCCCCCAAGUGGCCAAAGGAGACAGUGAAGCCCGUGGAGGUGGAGGAAGGGGAGUCAGUGGUUCUGCCUUGCAACCCUCCCCCAAGUGCAGAGCCUCUCCGGAUCUACUGGAUGAACAGCAAGAUCUUGCACAUCAAGCAGGACGAGCGGGUGACGAUGGGCCAGAACGGCAACCUCUACUUUGCCAAUGUGCUCACCUCCGACAACCACUCAGACUACAUCUGCCACGCCCACUUCCCAGGCACCAGGACCAUCAUUCAGAAGGAACCCAUUGACCUCCGGGUCAAGGCCACCAACAGCAUGAUUGACAGGAAGCCGCGCCUGCUCUUCCCCACCAACUCCAGCAGCCACCUGGUGGCCUUGCAGGGGCAGCCAUUGGUCCUGGAGUGCAUCGCCGAGGGCUUUCCCACGCCCACCAUCAAAUGGCUGCGCCCCAGUGGCCCCAUGCCAGCCGACCGUGUCACCUACCAGAACCACAACAAGACCCUGCAGCUGCUGAAAGUGGGCGAGGAGGAUGAUGGCGAGUACCGCUGCCUGGCCGAGAACUCACUGGGCAGUGCCCGGCAUGCGUACUAUGUCACCGUGGAGGCUGCCCCAUACUGGCUGCACAAGCCCCAGAGCCAUCUAUAUGGGCCAGGAGAGACUGCCCGCCUGGACUGCCAAGUCCAGGGCAGGCCCCAACCAGAGGUCACCUGGAGAAUCAACGGGAUCCCUGUGGAGGAGCUGGCCAAAGACCAGAAGUACCGGAUUCAGCGUGGCGCCCUGAUCCUGAGCAACGUGCAGCCCAGUGACACAAUGGUGACCCAAUGUGAGGCCCGCAACCGGCACGGGCUCUUGCUGGCCAAUGCCUACAUCUACGUUGUCCAGCUGCCAGCCAAGAUCCUGACUGCGGACAAUCAGACGUACAUGGCUGUCCAGGGCAGCACUGCUUACCUUCUGUGCAAGGCCUUCGGAGCGCCUGUGCCCAGUGUUCAGUGGCUGGACGAGGAUGGGACAACAGUGCUUCAGGACGAACGCUUCUUCCCCUAUGCCAAUGGGACCCUGGGCAUUCGAGACCUCCAGGCCAAUGACACCGGACGCUACUUCUGCCUGGCUGCCAAUGACCAAAACAACGUGACCAUCGUGGCUAACCUGAAGGUUAAAGAUGCAACUCAGAUCACUCAGGGGCCCCGCAGCGCAAUCGAGAAGAAAGGUUCGAGGGUGACCUUCACGUGCCAGGCCUCCUUUGACCCCUCCUUGCAGCCCAGCAUCACCUGGCGUGGGGAUGGUCGAGACCUCCAGGAGCUUGGGGACAGUGACAAGUACUUCAUAGAGGAUGGGCGCCUGGUCAUCCACAGCCUGGACUACAGCGACCAGGGCAACUACAGCUGCGUGGCCAGUACCGAACUGGAUGUGGUGGAGAGUAGGGCACAGCUCUUGGUGGUGGGGAGCCCUGGGCCGGUGCCACGGCUGGUGCUGUCCGACCUGCACCUGCUGACGCAGAGCCAGGUGCGCGUGUCCUGGAGUCCUGCAGAAGACCACAAUGCCCCCAUUGAGAAAUAUGACAUUGAAUUUGAGGACAAGGAAAUGGCGCCUGAAAAAUGGUACAGUCUGGGCAAGGUUCCAGGGAACCAGACCUCUACCACCCUCAAGCUGUCGCCCUAUGUCCACUACACCUUUAGGGUUACUGCCAUAAACAAAUAUGGCCCCGGGGAGCCCAGCCCGGUCUCUGAGACUGUGGUCACACCUGAGGCAGCCCCAGAGAAGAACCCUGUGGAUGUGAAGGGGGAAGGAAAUGAGACCACCAAUAUGGUCAUCACGUGGAAGCCGCUCCGGUGGAUGGACUGGAACGCCCCCCAGGUUCAGUACCGCGUGCAGUGGCGCCCUCAGGGGACACGAGGGCCCUGGCAGGAGCAGAUUGUCAGCGACCCCUUCCUGGUGGUGUCCAACACGUCCACCUUCGUGCCCUAUGAGAUCAAAGUCCAGGCCGUCAACAGCCAGGGCAAGGGACCAGAGCCCCAGGUCACCAUCGGCUACUCUGGAGAGGACUACCCCCAGGCAAUCCCUGAGCUGGAAGGCAUUGAAAUCCUCAACUCAAGUGCCGUGCUGGUCAAGUGGCGGCCGGUGGACCUGGCCCAGGUCAAGGGCCACCUCCGCGGAUACAAUGUGACGUACUGGAGGGAGGGCAGUCAGAGGAAGCACAGCAAGAGACAUAUCCACAAAGACCAUGUGGUGGUGCCCGCCAACACCACCAGUGUCAUCCUCAGUGGCUUGCGGCCCUAUAGCUCCUACCACCUGGAGGUGCAGGCCUUUAACGGGCGAGGAUCGGGGCCCGCCAGCGAGUUCACCUUCAGCACCCCAGAGGGAGUGCCUGGCCACCCCGAGGCGUUGCACCUGGAGUGCCAGUCGAACACCAGCCUGCUGCUGCGCUGGCAGCCCCCACUCAGCCACAACGGCGUGCUCACCGGCUACGUGCUCUCCUACCACCCCCUGGAUGAGGGGGGCAAGGGGCAACUGUCCUUCAACCUUCGGGACCCCGAACUUCGGACACACAACCUGACCGAUCUCAGCCCCCACCUGCGGUACCGCUUCCAGCUUCAGGCCACCACCAAAGAGGGCCCUGGUGAAGCCAUCGUACGGGAAGGAGGCACUAUGGCCUUGUCUGGGAUCUCAGAUUUUGGCAACAUCUCAGCCACAGCGGGUGAAAACUACAGUGUCGUCUCCUGGGUCCCCAAGGAGGGCCAGUGCAACUUCAGGUUCCAUAUCUUGUUCAAAGCCUUGGGAGAAGAGAAGGGUGGGGCUUCCCUCUCGCCACAGUAUGUCAGCUACAACCAGAGCUCCUACACGCAGUGGGACCUGCAGCCUGACACUGACUACGAGAUCCACUUGUUUAAGGAGAGGAUGUUCCGGCACCAAAUGGCUGUGAAGACCAAUGGCACAGGCCGCGUGAGGCUCCCUCCUGCUGGCUUCGCCACUGAGGGCUGGUUCAUCGGCUUUGUGAGUGCCAUCAUCCUCCUGUUCCUCGUCCUGCUCAUCCUCUGCUUCAUCAAGCGCAGCAAGGGCGGCAAAUACUCAGUGAAGGAUAAGGAGGACACCCAGGUGGACUCUGAGGCCCGACCGAUGAAAGAUGAGACCUUCGGCGAGUACAGUGACAACGAGGAGAAGGCCUUUGGCAGCAGCCAGCCAUCACUCAACGGGGACAUCAAGCCCCUGGGCAGUGACGACAGCCUGGCCGAUUAUGGGGGCAGCGUGGAUGUUCAGUUCAACGAAGAUGGUUCGUUCAUUGGCCAGUACAGUGGCAAGAAGGAGAAGGAGGCGGCAGGGGGCAAUGACAGCUCAGGGGCCACCUCCCCCAUCAACCCUGCCGUGGCCCUAGAAUAGUGGAGUCCAGGACAGGAGAUGCUGUGCCCCUGGCCUUGGGAUCCAGGCCCCUCCCUCUCCAGCAGGCCCAUGGGAGGCUGGAGUUGGGGCAGAGGAGAACUUGCUGCCUCGGAUCCCCUUCCCACCACCCGGUCCCCACUUUAUUGCCAAAACCCAGCUGCACCCCUUCCUGGGCACACGCUGCUCUGCCCCAGCUUGGGCAGAUCUCCCACAUGCCAGGGGCCUUUGGGUGCUGUUUUGCCAGCCCAUUUGGGCAGAGAGGCUGUGGUUUGGGGGAGAAGAAGUAGGGGUGGCCCAAAAGGGUCUCCGAAAUGCUGUCUUUCUUGCUCCCUGACUGGGGGCAGACAUGGUGGGGUCUCCUCAGGACCAGGGUUGGCACCUUCCCCCUCCCCUAGCCACUCCCCAGCCAGCCUGGCUGGGACUGGGAACAGAACUCGGUGUCCCCACCAUCUGCUGUCUUUUCUUUGCCAUCUCUGCUCCAACCGGGAUGGGAGCCGGGCAAACUGGCCGCGGGGGCAGGGGAGGCCAUCUGGAGAGCCCAGAGAGUCCCCCCACUCCCAGCAUCGCACUCUGGCAGCACUGCCUCUUCCCGCCGCCCAGCCCACCCCACGGCCGGCUUUCAGGAGCUCCAUACACACGCUGCCUUCGGUACCCACCAGACAACAUCCAAGUGGCCUCCGUCACUACCUGGCUGCGGGGCGGGCACACCUCCUCCCACUGCCCACCGGCCAGCCUCUUCCAGCCGCCCCCACCCCCCAGGACCCCUUAGCAGCCCUGCCCUCCCUAUCGUCUGAGCAGUUGUCUUCCUCAGCCCCCUCCCGCCCCCACCUUGGGAAUGUAAAUACACCGUGACUUUGAAAGUUUGUACCCCUGUCCUUCCCUUUAUGCCACUAGUGUGUAGGCAGAUGUCUGAGUCCCUAGGUGGUUUCUAGGAUUGAUAGCAAUUAGCUUUGACGAACCCAUCCCAGGAAAAAUAAAAACAGACAAAAAAAAAGGAAAGAUUGGUUCUCCCAGCACUGCUGCGCCCCUGCUCAGCAGCCGCAGCCUCCCUGUAUGCCUGUGCUUGGUCUACUGAUAAGCCCUCUACAAAAAAACAAAAGUAUAUAUAUAUAUGUACAUAAUAUCAGAAUUAUAACAGGCAAAUAAAACCUGAAAAUCAA
Molecule: messenger RNA, 5225 nt
Organism: Gorilla gorilla gorilla (western lowland gorilla)
Lineage: Eukaryota; Metazoa; Chordata; Mammalia; Primates; Hominidae
Gene: L1CAM
Product: L1 cell adhesion molecule
Exons: 29
Coding region: 304-4065 (1253 amino acids)
Cellular component (GO): neuron projection
Molecular function (GO): protein binding
Source: RefSeq, a predicted model, not a curated record